UCCUUCAGGCUUCACAUCCGGGUCAUCCGCCAGUAUCUGUCUCCUGCGUCUGUGUGUCUGACAGAGUAAUAAUCAUUCCACCCGCCUGCCGCCGCCGCGCCGUACCGCAGCCCUCCGUCCGACCGCGCGGCUCGCCGAGCGGACACUGCGCCUGGCGUGCGCCGCCGAUGGUGAUGGAGCCACGGGCGCCGUGAAGCUGCAGCCGGUCGGUCGCCAACAAAGGCUGGGAUGAGAUGAGAUGGUAGGAGGCGUUUGUAUGGGCUAGCCCGUGGAGAUCAACUCGCCCUAACCAUGUCGAAGAGCCUCAAGAAGAAGAACCACUGGACCAACAAAGUCCACGAAGCGGUGGUGACGCGGGGGAAGGACGGGGAGCUGGGGUUCGAGCUGAAGGGGGGCGCGGAAAUCGGCCAGUUCCCCUACUUCGGCGAGGUGAAGCAGGGGAAGGGGCUGAUCCAGAGCGGCAAGCUGGCCCAGGACGAGCUGCUGCUGGAGGUCAACGACAUGCCAGUGGCCGGGCUCACCACCCGGGACGUGUCGGCGGUGAUCAAGCACUGCAAGGACCCGGUCCGCUUCAAGUGUGUCAAACAAGGGGGAGUGGUUGACAAGGAUUUGCGGCACUACCUCAACCUGCGCUUCUCCAAGGGCUCAGUGGACCACGACCACCAGCAGAUCAUCAGAGACAACCUCUACCUCCGCACCGUUCCCUGUACCACCAGGCAGCCUAAGGAGGGGGAGGUGCCGGGGGUGGACUACAACUUCGUGAGUGUGGAGCGUUUUAUGGAACUGGAGCAAAGUGGAGCCCUGCUAGAGAGUGGAACCUAUGAAGAUAACUUCUACGGCACACCGAAACCUCCAGCGGAGCCGUCCCCUGCUGCCCCUCCUCUGAAUGUGAGUGAGGCCUUGCUGCCCGGAGCCCGGCCCAGCGCCCAGGGCAAGAGGAAGAGGAACCAGUCAGUCAGCAACAUGGAGCAACGCGCCAGCCUGGAGCCGCCCGAGGAGGAGGAAGAGGAGAGCCCGAUAGUCAAUGGCAAUGGGGUGGCCAUCACACCAGAGUCCAGUGAACACGAGGACAAGAGCACAGAUGCCUCUGGGGAGGUUGCUGUUGAGGUGUCCAGCCAGGCCCCAGCCUCCGCUGAGCCCCCCACCGAAGAAGAAGAAGAAGAAGAAGAGGCUCCAAAAUCUCCUUCCAAAUCCCCCAUCAAAGUCCCAGAUGCAGAUGAGGAAGAGCUCGGUCCUCUGCCUGACAACUGGGAGAUGGCCUACACUGAGAAGGGGGAGGUCUACUUCAUAGAUCACAACACCAAAACAACAUCGUGGCUUGAUCCUCGGCUCGCUAAGAAAGCGAAGCCACCAGAAGAAUGCAGGGAAGACGAGCUGCCCUAUGGCUGGGAGAAGAUAGAUGACCCCAUCUAUGGCAGCUACUAUGUAGAUCACAUCAAUCGAAGGACUCAGUUCGAGAACCCAGUCCUUGAAGCAAAGAGACGCCUGGAGCAGCAGCAACAGAUGCAGAGCCAGGGACUGUCCGCUCUGCCUUUGCCCACUAUAUACAGAGAGAAGCCGUUAUUUACAAGAGACCCGACUCAACUGAAGGGCACCUUCCUGUCCACUGGCCUGCAAAAGAGCAACAUGGGAUUUGGCUUCACGAUCAUCGGAGGCGACGAGCCGGACGAGUUCCUGCAGGUGAAGAGUGUGAUACCAGAUGGACCUGCCGCUCAGGAUGGAAAGAUGGACACAGGUGAUGUCAUCGUCUACAUUAAUGACAUCUGUGUGCUCGGCACCACUCACGCCGAUGUGGUCAAACUGUUUCAGUCGGUACCGAUUGGUCAGAGUGUGACCCUUGUGCUCUGUCGAGGAUAUCCUCUGCCUUUUGACCCUGAGGACCCCAAUGCAGCUGCGAACACCUCUCUGACACCCAUUGGCCUGGAGCACCGCCCCCUGGUGGUGAACGGCCGUGGCAGCUACGACCCAUACCUGGAGUACCUGUCCUUGAGCUCCCAGCUGCCUCCACAGGCUCUGGCCCAGGCUGGGCAUCACCCCGGGGACACACAUCUAGACGGCUCAUCCCUGCCGCCCACCACACCCGGCUCAGCCUCGGCACUCACGCCUCAUGAAGACAACGUGUCCAUGGCCUCCUCGGGAACUGCAGGGGUUGCCGGGGCAACUGCACAAGGGGCAGAGCUGCUGACGGUUACUAUGGUGAAAGGAGCGGAGGGAUUUGGGUUCACUAUUGCUGAUAGUCCCACUGGUCAACGAGUGAAACAGGUGCUGGACCCAGGCUCACAGGCAGCGUCGGGGCUGAUAGAGGGAGACCUGAUCCUGGAGGUGAACCAGCAGCCAGUGGCUUCAGCCGGACACGGGCGAGUGGUGGAGAUGCUGAAAGAGUGUCCUGUGGGAGCGGAGGCAACGCUCCUCAUACAGAGAGGAACAGGCCACAUCUCUCCAUGGAAGGCGGCCAAACAGAUGACAGAGCAGUGGGACCCACAUGGCAGCCCCCAGGCCAACUUGUCCGGUACACUCUUGCCGCCUGGCACUUCGUUCCCAAACCAGCCGCAGCACCGCACUUCUGUGCCUGAUUCAAACGAAGGCUUCGACCUCAACAAACCUGACCCUUAUGACCUUUACGAGAAGUCGAGAGCCAUCUACGAGAGCCGACGUCCAGAGUACGAGGAGGUGGAGGUGCACCUGCUGAGGGAGAAGACUGGGUUCGGCUUCCGUAUCCUGGGGGGAGACGAGGCCGUGCAGGCUGUGAGUCCGGACGCCCGUGACAAGAUUGUUAUUGGCGCCAUAAUAGAGAACACACCCGCUGAGCGUGAUGGGCGGCUUCGACCCGGGGAUGAGCUCAUCUCUGUGGAUAAAAACGUGGUUGCUGGGAAACCGCACAAAUACGUAAUAGACUUGAUGCAUGCAGCUGCUCGCAACGGUCAAGUCAGCUUGACUGUGAGAAGGAGAGUGCAAAUGCCUGGUGAACUGUGUCCUGUGAACGGCCGCAGCCCCGGCUCAGUGUCGACACAACACAGCUCUCCACGCAGCGACGCAGCCUCGGCUUCGGGCCCUCCAGCCCUCGUUGCCCCCGCUGCCACCUCUCCUCCAGAGGGAUCCGGGCUGCAAACCAGUGAUGUGGUUAUUCACCGCAAAGAGAAUGAGGGCUUCGGCUUCGUCAUCAUCAGCUCCCUGAACAGACCGGAGAACGCCGCUGUCAUCACUGUGCCUCAUAAAAUAGGACGUAUCAUCGAGGGCAGCCCUGCAGACCGAUGCGGGAAGCUGAAGGUGGGCGACCGCAUCCUGGCUGUGAACGGACAGUCUAUCAUCAGCAUGCCUCAUGCAGACAUCGUCAAGCUCAUCAAAGAUGCUGGGCUAACGGUCACGCUGCACAUCAUUCCAGAGGAGGGUUCCCAUUCUGGCCCCGGCUCAGAGAAGCAGAGCCCCAUGACCCAGAAACACAGCCCUCAGGCCCAGCCCAGCCCUGUAGCCCAGCCAAGCCAAGGAAGCAUCCAGCCCAGCCAAACAGCUCCUCAGCCGGGCCAGACGGCCACUCAGCCAGGUCAAGCACCUGUCCAGUCCGGCCAGACACUAACUCAGACAAGUCAAGCAGCGACGGGCCCUCCUGCACCCGCAGCCUCCCAGCCCGCACCAGCUGGAUCCCAGCAGAGCCCGGUCAGCCAGCCCUCCGGCCUCCCCCCACAGCUCUACCUCCACGACGGCAGGUCAGAGGUAAAAGCCAGACAGGAUGUCAAACCUGACUUCCGCCAUCCUCCGUUCACUGAUUACAGGCAACCUCCGGUAGAUUACCGUCACCCACCGGUUACCGAUUAUCGACAGCCUCCCACACUGGACUACCGACACCCGCCUGGUCUGCUGGACUUUAGACAACAUCCUGCCGCAGCACAGUUCCCCCUGGGGCUCCCUGCUGACUUCAGACCACAGGACUACGAUUACUUCACAGUGGAGCUGGAGAAAAGUGCGAAAGGUUUCGGCUUCAGUAUCCGCGGAGGCAGAGAGUACAAGAUGGACCUGUUUGUGUUGCGCCUUGCUGAAGACGGUCCUGCCAUACGUAAUGGAAGGAUGAGGGUAGGGGAUCAGAUCAUAGAGAUUAACGGGGACAGCACUCGAGACAUGACUCACGCCCGAGCCAUUGAACUCAUCAAGGCGGGAGGCCGGCGGGUCAGGCUGCUGUUAAAGAGAGGCACGGGACAGGUGCCAGAUUAUGGAAUGGUACCUCCCAACCUCUCCAUGUGCAUGAAAGGUGACACACUAAGCUCCCCCUAUUUCUUCCUAAUGGGCCACUCUAAAGACACGCUGACUGUGUUCUGUUCCCGCCCAGCAGACUGUACCAACCCCUGGGAUCCCCUUUCUACAGCCCACUCUGCCCUGCAGGAAGUGACCCUCGAGCCCCACCCGAUUCCAUUGCUCUCAUCCCAUCCAGCCCCAGACUCCCCUCAUCAACUCCCCCUAGAGGCCACAGUGUGCAUGGCAGAGAAAGCUCCACAGCUGACAGACCACUGCUCCAUUAGAGGGGCUACAGGUGGCAGGUCCACCCAGCAGAGGGGCAUCAUCAGGGGGCAGGGAACCCCUCAGGGGUCUGGAGAGGUGGACUGUGGACCGGUUGACAGACAGCCUCGGGCUUUGCCUCCUAAAGCUGUCCUGGGGAGGUCCGUCGAAAGACGAGAGAGGCCGAAGGAGACGUGCUCCCCCUGCUGCGAGAGAAAGGGCCUGCACACACAGGCCCUGAGCACUGUCUGGCCCUGGGACGCAUAUGUGAGUGUGAAUUCAAACGGAGCCUCUCUGGCAAGUGGAGAUGGGCAUGUCAACCUCCAGGAGAGGCCGGUGUCUAGAGGUCUGUACCUCAGAGAAGAGGAGAGGGCCGGUGGUCACAGUGGGCUCUGCUGCCCCUCGAAAACUGUGGAGGAUCCUCCUGCGAGGAGUGCAGCUGCCUCCCCCGGGCCCUGGAACAUUCCUGGGUCUGAUAAACUGCCUGGCACCCUGAGGUCCUGGACCUCCACUGUAAGCAGGUAGAAAGGAUCUAGCUGGUUUGAACUGGAUCACACUGUCUGGCUCCUCAUUCAGAUCACCAUCAGAUAUCUGAGAACAACUGUAAAUCUCCCUCGCUCCCUCUUUCUGUUCUGUUUUCUUCUCCAUUUACUUCUGAAAUCAUAUUUUGUUUUGUUCUUACCAGAUGAUUAUUACACCCGCCACCUUAAAAAACAGAGAAAUGUUCACAGCUAUUGUGACAUAGAGUAUAAACCCCGAUGGACUCAGUAUGAAGACAUUUUAGACCCUCGGAUGCCAGAGUUGAUGCUCUGAUCACAGACGGAGAGACGAUGUCUGAGUUAACGUACUUUAACCGCUCGACGGAAUCUGGCUCCCAUCGGUUCGUGCAACAUAACCUCAUAUGGAAAAAGGUUGGUCAGCAGGAGAGAGACAUAUGUGCAGCCAAGAGGUUUACUCGUGCUCCAUUUUCUCCGUGCAGUGGCAAGAAAUGAGACGACAAAUGUGUCAGAUGGAGGAAGUGACACUGAAACUCCUGGAGGACAUGGCACUGACCCAUGUGGUUAACCCGACAUAUGUUAAGAUCUCACACGCCUACCAAUAUAUCAUAUACUGUAAAUGUAAAGAUGUGAUAAAUAUGUACAUUUGGUAAACUCCAAAACAAACCUGUCGGUGUUUUUUAAGGCAGUGUUGUAGUUAGAAGAAAGAAAAAAAAAACACAGGACAGUAUUUUAGGAUCAAUAUUUCCGCGGCCUCGUCUAUGACUACAUAUCAAAGACUGUGAAAGUCACCAAACCGCUGAGGGAGGCAGUGGUCGUGUGCAUGGAUGUGAACCACCAUGUCGUAACACAGGGACUCACAUGUCUUCUAGAGGUAGAACAUUGGGAGGACAUCCUCUGUGGAGCUGAACAGUCGCUUCUCAUGUGAGACAAAGAUAUUCUCUUCUUUUUUUUGUUUUUCAUUAAAUUCAACUUCUGGGUGACUGACGACAGUUGGCUUAGUAAGAACUCAUUAUACUGUUCUGAGUUAUGUACACAACCAGAUCACAAGUCAACCAUGCAGUCAUUGUGCAGAAUUCGAAGCUGUGCUGUAUUCAUUCGAUGCUCAACAGAAAAAAGAAAAAAACAACAGAAAACUGUCCCGUCUAUAUUUCCCAUUUCUAUGCCUUUUACUGUGCUAAGUGCACCACAUCACUGUGGGAGAGGGGCAUCGGUGCGGGGAGGAGGAGGCCGAUGGUUACGAGGUGGGGCGGAGUGCCUUACUCAAACUAAUGCAGAGCUGUUGGGAUUUGUUUUUUCUGGGAACUGAAUGCAAAACAGAUGUUAGUGACCACGCACACACAUAUCAGCAGCCCGUUGAGUUGUGGGGCCUGUUUUCUUCGGACUGAACACCGAGCAGUAUCCACAGUUAUCUUGAUGCACUCUCAGCUUUAUAGCGAAUCAAAGUCUACGAUUGCCCUCGUCCCCCCCUGGUGUCGAAAGAGGGGAAACGAUGUAGCCUGUAGCAUUACACCCUCUUCUUGGAGAGUAAACCUGGGAGAGUCGAGCUGUGAACGGUAUUCCAGACAGGGUUAUUAUCUAAGUGGACCAUGGUUUCUGUUGUGCGUUAAUUUCAGCUUUAUUUGUCUGUUCUACACACACACACACGUGCAGGAAGCGGCGAUUUUUUUCCGUGAAACAUAAAUUUAUUGAGACAUCUGUCGAGUCGAAGGCAUGCUGCUAUUAAACCACAGAUCAAGUCACCAUCCUCCUGCAUUUAUCUCCAUUUUGAUAUUGUUCGUUUGCUCUCAUUCAAAAUCAAUCACCACCGUUUUUGAGUACUGAAGGAAAUAUAAGUUUAAAAAAACAAAUUAUAAGCAUUGUUAAAAAUGGGACUGAAUGACGACAGAUCCGAGCCGUUUGCGUUAAGAUCUGGAAACUCGAGCACGACCUUGUGCGUAAAAGAGUCAUCCCAGUGUCUUCUGGGUAAAAAGUCCUCUGGACGUUGGUGAGCUGACUUGACAGGUUGAAUACACCUGUGGUUCAUGUGAGCGAUUAGCAUGGGACCUGCCAUGAGGCUGUAGGAAGGUGUUCAGUGUAUGUAGGUGAGAGAUUAUGUCAUCCAGCCACCCCCUUGCCUGCUGUGAGUGAUUUUGUAAACAGAAACAAAAAAAAAAAUGCUUUAUCUGAACCCGUGAAGGAUGGCACGUUCAUAAAUCCCCAUUGAGAUCAAGUAUAACUGUGUAGUGUUAAUUGUGUACUAUUCACCUUGUACAGCUGUAUUCCUACAAAUAUGGUUUACUGUAUCAUUGAUACUGUAGUUUCAAAGACGUGAACAACUAUUUUUAUGAAAUGCGACAGUACUGAUAUAUUACAUUUUGCUAAAAAAUAAAAAACUUGUUUACUGAAAGAUAUUCUGAAAUACUGUCAAAUAAACUCUUGACAUGGUGUAAAAUA
Messenger RNA from Hippoglossus stenolepis (Pacific halibut), 7421 nucleotides. RefSeq names its product membrane-associated guanylate kinase, WW and PDZ domain-containing protein 2. The transcript is spliced from 23 exons. Gene Ontology annotation, cellular component: cytoplasm; dendrite. The coding region runs from base 292 to 5013 and encodes 1573 amino acids. Gene Ontology annotation, biological process: receptor clustering; signal transduction. Gene Ontology annotation, molecular function: SMAD binding; signaling receptor complex adaptor activity; type II activin receptor binding. NCBI's taxonomy places the organism in Eukaryota, Metazoa, Chordata, Actinopteri, Pleuronectiformes, Pleuronectidae. The record is from RefSeq and is a predicted model, not a curated record.